AUGGAUCGUCUAUCUGAACGAAGUAUUCCAAAUGACCCCAUUGAUGACAUGCAAAACCAUGCUCCGAAGAAGGAGGAAGUCUGGGAGGAGGUAACUCACGACGCCGUCUUUGGAGAAAUAUCUGAGGAAGGCCCUAAUUAUCGCAAUGUGGGCUUCUUUGGCACCGUCAUUCUUAUGAUGAAGACCCAGAUUGGCUUGGGUGUUCUGUCUAUACCGACUGCUUUCGAUACCCUAGGCAUGGUGCCCGGUGUGAUUGUUCUAUGUGCUGUUGCUGUUAUCACCACAUGGUCUGCCUACGUCGUUGGCACGUUUAAGCUUCGCCACCGUGAAAUAUAUGGAAUCGAUGAUGCAGGAGCUUUAAUACUUGGUCCAACUGGGCGUGUUAUUCUUGCAACUGCAUUUUGUCUCUGGAUCUCAAUCGGCUUCAAUGCAGUCUCCACCCAUGCCCUCUGCACGGCUGUGUUUGUGGUAAUUGCGGCUAUUCCAGGCUUUCUGUUUAGUAGUAUUCGGACCCUGGGCAAGAUUACCUGGCUCGCAUGGGUCGGAUUGCCAUGCAUUCUUACUGCAAUUCUGAUUGUUACUAUCGCCGUUGGCGUUCAAGAUCGUCCUGCAGCUGCACCGCCUGGCGAGUGGGUUUCCGACUUUAAAGUCGUUGGCAAUCCAGGCUUCACCAAGGGCAUUACUGCCGUAUCUGCCAUCGUUUUUGCAUUCUCUGGCACACCGGGUUUCUUUUCCAUUGUGUCCGAAAUGCGCGAGCCUCGUCAGUUCACAAAGGCUGUGAUGGCUUGCCAGGCCGGUGUAACUAUUAUCUACAUUGUCAUUGGCGUCGUGGUCUACUACUACUGUGGAUCGUAUGUCUCGUCACCAGCCCUGGGCUCUGCCGGUGGAAUGGUGAAGAAAAUUUCCUACGGAUUCGCACUGCCCGGUUUGAUUGUUACCUUAACAAUUGUUUCUCAUAUACCCGCAAAGUACAUCUUCCUCCACCUCCUCCGUGGCUCAAAGCACUUGACCAGCAACACACCAACACACUGGAUCUGCUGGCUGAGCUGUACCUUUGGCAUUGCCGUCAUUGCCUAUAUCAUUGCUAGUGUGAUCCCUGUCUUCGACUCGCUGGUCUCCUUGAUCGGUGCGCUACUUGGCCCACUCAUGUGUUUCCAGACGAUGGGUGGCAUGUGGCUCUACGAUAAUUGGGCAACUCCAGCCAGGACCAAGAAAUGGUAUUUCAUGUGCUGCUUCAGCAUCUUCGUGAUCCUCUCCGGAACCUUUCUUAUGGUUGCCGGAACGUACGGGUCGGUGGUUGGCAUUAUUGAUACAUACAACUCGAGUGGAGGCUCAGCCGCUUUCUCCUGUGCGGAUAACUCGAACUCUGUGUGA
Molecule: messenger RNA, 1374 nt
Organism: Aspergillus pseudotamarii
Lineage: Eukaryota; Fungi; Ascomycota; Eurotiomycetes; Eurotiales; Aspergillaceae
Product: transmembrane amino acid transporter protein-domain-containing protein
Exons: 5
Coding region: 1-1374 (457 amino acids)
Biological process (GO): amino acid transmembrane transport
Cellular component (GO): vacuolar membrane
Molecular function (GO): amino acid transmembrane transporter activity
Source: RefSeq, a predicted model, not a curated record